Orbicella faveolata is the source of this 2173-nucleotide messenger RNA. Its product is annotated as pinin-like. Lineage: Eukaryota; Metazoa; Cnidaria; Anthozoa; Scleractinia; Merulinidae. The record is from RefSeq and is a predicted model, not a curated record. Gene Ontology annotation, cellular component: catalytic step 2 spliceosome.
GGUCUUAGACUUGCACGCGAUCUUGAAGAAGCAAGAUGGCGUCGGUGGCGGAGCUACAACGCGACCUAGAAUUAGCGAGGGAAGGGCUUAAAUCCGUGGAUGAAAACAUCAAGAAACUUACCGGAAGAGAUCCUUCGGAAUUCAGACCUGCAGCAGGACGGCGUGUGAUGCUGAAGAGGGACUUCCCAGAGAGGAGCAUGGCACUGGGGCAAGGACCAGCAACUAAAAGACGUGAUUCAUCUGGUGCACCAGGAAGACUCUGGAGUCGUGUGGUAAUGACAAGGACUUCACAGGACCGAAACCGCCCUUCCUCGCGUCUGGAUAGUGAAGGCGAAGAAGAAGAUGAUGAUACAGACAAGCCUGCUAUCCAGUCAUCAGUUGUGGCUACGCCUGCGCCAUCUCGCCUCAAGAGAGAUGUUAUUACUAAAACAGAUGACAAAACAAAGUCAAGAAAUAAGAGAAUGUUUGGCAUGUUGCUGGGCACUCUUCAAAAGUUCAAAGAUGAUAGCUCUCAGAAGACUGAGAAGGACAUAAGAAGAGAGGAAAUAAACAAGAAGCUUGAAGAAGCGGAAAAGAAAGAGAAAGAAGAAUUGUCCACUCAAAGAAAGGAAUUAUUCACAGAAAGAAGAGCAAAACAAGCAGAAUUGAGAUUAUUACAGAGAAAAGUUGAUAUGGCUGAACUGCAAGAGGAGUGGGAUAAACAUGGUGAGAAAUUGAGCCAUUUUAUCAUGACAAAAGCCAACCCUCCCAUCUUCUACUUGCCAGCCAAACUUAAUGACAAGACACAAAAACUCUUAGAGGAAUCAACGAGAGCUGUGAAAAGAGCAAUGGCUAAAAGAAGAGCAGAAAUUGAAGAGGAACAAGAGCUAGAAGAAGAGAGAAUGAAGAAUGCCAGGUUGUCUGUAUCUAAUGAGGGUGAUGGUGAGAAUAAGGCAAGAGUUGAAAACACUGGUGGUGAUGGGGAUGUGGAAAUGAAGGAGGAGAGACAAGGGGAAGUGACGGAGAAAGUGAGAAAGAGAAGUGAGAGCAGAGAUCCUGAGAAUGGUGUUCAAGAAGAGCAGAGUGUUCAGGAAGAAAGACAGGCAGAAGUGGUGGAAGCCAUGGAGGAAGAGGAUGGAGAGAUAGACUAGUCAGUAGGAGAUAAAUGAAAUCACAUUAUGCUGAGAUUGGGAUGAGUAAUGCUAAUGUAUCAUUACUAAUUUAGAAGACACAUCCUCCCCUCUCAAGCCAACCCUUCCGUCAGGGUUAAAACUCUGUUAGCCCCAUAUUUAUCCAUCUCCUAUGGUUUUGGUUUUUGUAGGUGCAUACUGUAAAAUCCCACUUACCUGUAUUAGUCUUGGUUUUAUGCUCAUUGAAAAGAUGCUUUCUUGGGUUUAUUUUUAGGGAAAGCUAAUUAUCAGACAAAAUUGGUAAUUUCAAAAACGGCAAAGCUUUAACGUAUACUGAUUUUUCCUCUAAACAAUGUCAGUUAUUUGUGUAAGAUUACCCCAUUCCAUGGUAGGUCAUAUUGAUACAAGCUACAACAUAGUGAAGGGGAGGUGGUAGGGCAAGGUUGGGGGGGGGGUGGGAUAUGUAAGUGCUAUAUUUUAAGUGGGAAUUUACAGUAUGGAGUUAUGAUUUGUGUUUACAUGAACACUUUUCCAUCUUUCCUUUCUUUUGAUGUUGAAGAUUGCACCUCACACUGUAGGGAGUAAUAGUAUUUGAAUAUUUCUUGCCACUGCAAAAUUGAUCAGCAGAUCCAGUGAUCUGCAAAUAGUAAAUCAGACAUUCAUUCCAAUGUAAGACAUUAGUAUAAGUUUGAUUUUGAGAAAUUUCCUGCCCUCUAGUAGUUUAGCUGACAGACAGACAGACUGAGAGAAGCCUGGGAAAAAAUUGUGUUUGUUUUCUGAGAGGACAAGAAGAUUGUGUUGUCGUAUGUGAGGGGAUGAAGGGGAAAAAAGGACAAGUUACUAGGUUCCUUAGAAGACGAGAAUUAACACCCUCUGCCCCUCCAGGUUACAGUAGCAUUCAGCUGUAUGCAGGUCGUGAGAGGUCCUCAGCUGCGAUCAUUCUCUGUUCAUCUGACUGAUGAAAUUACCAUUACGGUUGUUUCUUGUACAUUCUUUUCAUGCCAUUUUAAUAAUGUUGUGGAUCCAGAGAAAGCAUGUGAUUAAAGAAGUAACAGUUUACUUCA